This is a messenger RNA of Trichoderma asperellum CBS 433.97, 1803 nucleotides long. RefSeq lists its product as uncharacterized. The record is from RefSeq and is a predicted model, not a curated record. Gene Ontology annotation, molecular function: oxidoreductase activity; copper ion binding. Lineage: Eukaryota; Fungi; Ascomycota; Sordariomycetes; Hypocreales; Hypocreaceae.
AUGCCGACCUUGGGCGCACUCAUUACCUUUUUCGGAGUGGUAGGCCAUGCCGUAGCAUUGUCACAGUGGGAGACCAAUAGGAAAUCUACUUGGGGAACCUUAGAUAAUCCAACGUAUCCCAAGUGGCUCUCUGAUCCAAGCAUUCACCAACUGCAACCUAGAGGUAGCAGCUCUCCUCCUUGGGGCGCGCGCACUGCCGCCAACACAAAUCCGUACACAAGCCCACCAGUCACAGGCGUUACUCGGAAAUACAACUUCACCUUAUCUAGAGGGCUGGCAUCCCCCGAUGGAUAUCAAAAGCAUGUCAUUCUCGUAAAUGAUCAAUUUCCUGGCCCUUUGAUUGAAGCGAAUUGGGGUGAUACUAUCCAAGUGACGGUGAAUAACAACAUCACUGGACCAGAUGAAGGCACGGCUCUGCAUUGGCACGGCUUUCUGCAAAAAGGGACGCAGUGGUUUGACGGUGUCCCAAGUGCUCAGCAGUGCCCCAUUGUUCCUGGUCAAUCACUGACUUAUUCAUUUCAAGCUGAUCUCUAUGGCACAUCUUGGUAUCACUCACAUUUUUCUGCCCAAUACGCGGGCGGCCUUCUCGGACCCAUUCUCGUUCACGGCCCCACGAAUGAGGACUAUGAUAUUGAUCUCGGUCCUGUUAUCCUGGCUGAUUGGUUCCACAAGGAAUAUUUUGACAUUGUAAAGCUGGUUGCCAGUACGGACUCCUCCAACUGGCUUCAAUAUUCCGACAACAAUUUAAUACAGGGCAAAGGGAACUUCGACUGUUCUUUAGUCACAGAUGGCACGCCAUGCUCAAAUAAUGCAGGUUACGCCAAGUUUAGGUUCCAGAAGGGUAAGAAACAUCUUUUGCGUCUUAUCAACACCAGCGCGGCCGGCCUUGAGCGUUUCAGUAUCGACGGUCAUACCUUGACCGUUGUAGCCAACGACUUCGUUCCUGUCCAGCCUUAUAAUGCGACCUAUGUCACACUUGGUGUUGGUCAACGGCUGCAUGUAAUCGUUGAGGCAACCGGUGCUUCGGACGGGGCAUACUGGAUGCGCUCUAAUAUUUCUGAAAUCUGCAACCUGCCUUUACAGCCACACGGAUUGGCUGCCAUCUACUAUGAUGAUGCCGAUACUAACGCCCUUCCCACAAGCGCUGCUAAUUUCUACCCUGGCGAUGAUGGCACAUGCACGACUGAUCCUCUCGAUGUUACUGUUCCAUAUUAUGCAAUCGAGCCGUCUGUGCCAUCUCUAACUCAGUUCAUUACUGUCAACGAAACUGUUAACGCCACGGGGCAUCUUGUGUGGACUGUUGACGGAUCGGCAGCUCAUGUAGAUUACAACAAAGCUAUUUAUCUCCUAGCCAACGAAGGUAAUCUUACCUAUCCAUUGGAGCCCAAUUGGAAUGUCUACGAUGUCUACGAUAACAGCAGCGUUCGGCUUGUUAUUCAGAACGCUCACGAUUUCUCUCACCCGAUUCAUAUACAUGGUCAUAAUAUAUACAUCCUUGCAGAAGGUGAAGGCACAUGGGAUAACAAGACAAUCGUCCGCCCAAAUAAUCCCCAGCGCCGCGAUACUCAACAGCUUCGUGCCAAUGGAUAUAUUGUCAUUCAGUAUGAGACCGAUAACCCUGGAGUAUGGCCCCUACACUGUCAUAUUGCGUGGCACGUCUCUAUGGGUUUCUAUAUUGCCCUAAUUGAAAGACCAGACGACAUUCAACAGUCGCCAGUACCAAAGGCUAUCAAGAAUACAUGUACCGCAUGGAAUAAGUACACGAAGUCUAAUUUUGUGGAUCAGAUCGACAGUGGCGUCUAG